GCGAGCGGGGGCGGAAGCGGUGCCGGAAGCGGAGUCAUGGCGGGGUUUCCGGGGCAGGGCUACCCCGGCGCGGGUCAGGCCGGGCCCUACUCCGGAGGCCCCUAUGGCGGCGGCGCAGCCCCCGGGCAGCCCUACGGAGCGCCCCCGGCGGGACCCUACGGAGGAGCCGCUCCUGGAGGCGGCGCUCCGCAGGGCGUGGAUCCCGAGGCCUUCGCCUGGUUCCAGGCGGUGGACGCUGACCGCAGCGGUUACAUCUCGGUGAAGGAGCUGAAACAGGCGCUGCUCAACUCCAACUGGUCGGCGUUCAACGACGAGACCUGCCUGCUGAUGAUCAACAUGUUUGAUAGGAGCAGGUCGGGACGCAUGGAUGUGUACGGCUUCUCAGCCCUGCUGCGCUUCAUCCAGCAGUGGAAGAACCUCUUCCAGCAGUACGACAGGGACCAGUCGGGCUCCAUCAGCUUCAGUGAGCUCCAGCAAGCGUUCUCCCAGAUGGGCUACAACCUGAGCCCCCAGUUCAGCCAGCUGCUGCUGUCCCGUUACGCCCAGAGGUCCUCCAACCCCACCAUCCAGCUCGACCGCUUCAUUCACAUCUGCAUGCAGCUGCAGAGCCUGACGGAGGCCUUCCGUGAGAAGGACACGGGGAUGGCGGGCAGCGUGCGGCUGGGCUACGAGGACUUCCUCACCAUGGUCAUGACACGCAUGUUGUGAGGCCCGAGGCCAAGGCGGGUGGUGGCCGUCCUGCCCCUCGCUGUGCCCCCCGUGCUGCAGGAAGGAGCACAGGGCCCCGCGCCCUGCUGGCAGCUCCCUGCUCCCAUUCCUCCUCCCUGCUGGAUGGCGGCGGGUGCCUCUGUGCUGCGGGGCUGCGCCACAGCGUGUGACAACCAAACUGGGGGUGUCUGUGCCAUGCUGAGAUUCUGUGCCGUGCCUCUGGGAGCGCCUGGAUCUUCUGCCAGCCUCAGAAUCAUAGCAAAACCCGGGGCCGCCUCGUGCUGUUGGCAGGCAGGAUUGGGUCCCCCAUUGCCAAUGUCUGUACUGAUUUCUUUCUGCCUGUGGAAGCCAAGCUUGGAAACGGUUUACAGCUAAUUUUUGUAGCUCUAAUAAAAGACCUCUGGCACCA
Centrocercus urophasianus (Greater sage-grouse) is the source of this 1117-nucleotide messenger RNA. It is a transcript of the gene PEF1, whose product is annotated as penta-EF-hand domain containing 1. Bases 37 to 708 code for a protein of 223 amino acids. The record is from RefSeq and is a predicted model, not a curated record. Gene Ontology annotation, biological process: COPII vesicle coat assembly. The transcript is spliced from 5 exons. Lineage: Eukaryota; Metazoa; Chordata; Aves; Galliformes; Phasianidae. Gene Ontology annotation, molecular function: calcium ion binding.